AUGAUAGCAUUACAGCAUCCACUACCACCGCCUUCGCCAAUACCGUUAGGGCCAACAUCGACAGUUUUACCAUCUCACGUCCCUGACAAUGCACCAGAACACUGUCCAGGAGUGGAAUCGACUCAAGCUGGAAAGGCGGAUGCUUGCGAAGGAUGUCCGAAUCAAUCUGUCUGUGCUGAAGGGCCAAAAGGGCCCGAUCCGGAUUUACCGUUGAUCCGGGAAAGAAUGAAAUCCGUCAAGAGAAAAAUACUGGUUCUGUCCGGAAAAGGUGGAGUUGGAAAGAGUACCUUCACAGCUGGAUUGACAUGGGCAUUAGCAGCGGAUGAGGAAUGUCAGACCGGUAUAAUGGACAUCGAUAUCUGUGGUCCAUCGAUACCAUUACUCAUGGGCCUUUCAUCUUCCACCGUACAUACAUCUUCUUCCGGCUGGUCUCCAGCUUAUGCUCUGGACAAUCUCGCUGUCAUGUCGAUAGGCUUCUUACUCCCAUCCAAUUCAGAUGCUGUAAUAUGGAGAGGGCCAAAGAAGAAUGGUCUGAUAAAACAAUUUCUCAAAGAUGUUGAAUGGGGAGAUUUAGAUUAUAUGAUUGUGGACACGCCACCUGGAACGUCAGAUGAGCACUUGUCAAUCGUUCAGUAUCUCAAAGAAACAGGAAUCGAUGGAGCUGUAUUGGUGACUACACCUCAAGAAGUAGCUCUACAGGAUGUUAGAAAAGAAAUCGAUUUCUGUCGCAAGGUUGGAAUUCCAAUUCUAGGUUUGGUGGAGAACAUGUCUGGUUUCGUCUGCCCAAAAUGUAAAAACGAAAAUGAGAUAUUCGCUCCCACGACAGGAGGAGCGCAAGCUAUGGGAAAAGAACUAGGCAUAGAGCUUCUAGGUAAAGUACCCCUUGAUCCUAGGAUAGGAAUGACUUGCGAUCAAGGCAUGAGUUUCUUGGACGAGUUUCCUGACAGUCCAGCUACAACAGCUUAUUUGGAUAUCGUGCAGAGAAUAAGGGAGAUCUUGGGAGACGAGUAG
Molecule: messenger RNA, 1011 nt
Organism: Kwoniella shivajii
Lineage: Eukaryota; Fungi; Basidiomycota; Tremellomycetes; Tremellales; Cryptococcaceae
Product: cytosolic Fe-S cluster assembly factor NBP35
Exons: 3
Coding region: 1-1011 (336 amino acids)
Biological process (GO): iron-sulfur cluster assembly
Cellular component (GO): cytosol
Molecular function (GO): ATP binding; ATP-dependent FeS chaperone activity; 4 iron, 4 sulfur cluster binding
Source: RefSeq, a predicted model, not a curated record